CUCCACAGCCACUGUAGGUGCUUCGAAUACUCGAAUAUAAAACAGCGGAGAGACUCAGAACUGGCUUCCAGCACCAUCAUCAUACAGCACCACCAUAAGCAGAUAUUGCUUCGUCACGUCACCUACAACAGCCUUUCACAACCUCUACACCCAACAUGUUCGCGGUCAAGCUUGUAGCAAAAGGCGUGACCGGCGCCUAUGCGAUCACCAAGGAAGCCCUGCAUGACCAGGAAGCCAAGAAGAGUACCUCCACUCAGUCCCAUCUCAACGUCCCGUCGCAAGAGCAAUAUGACGGCGCAAGCUCAGAUGAUGCUUCUUCGAUCUCUUCAAAUGACGAAGAGUUGACGCGAGAGCUCGACGAAGCGCAGCAGAAAUUCGGCCACGGGAAAGAAAUGUCAGGUCUUGAAAAGGCCGAGAACGUCGAUCAAGUGGUCGACACUUUCAUGCAAAAUCAUCCACCUCCCAAGUAUUCACCUGUCGCUGGUAGACUCGAACUUCCGGUUAUCUUGCCCCAACGGCGGCCCAAGAACAAAGAGCGUGGCUUCGUCCGGGCGUAUGCGCCAAUGCUCCAGACAUGUGGUCUUGAGCAAGCCGAGUUUCUCGAUUUCUUGGACGGGUUUGGCAAAGCGAUUCAGCUACACCCGCUAUUCCAUGCCUUCAAUCUGGCCUGCGCAGGAGCAGUGAUAGCUUCUGACGUCGUGGCUGGACCGAUGUUCUUCGUCCACGUCGGUGCGAUGGUCGUCCACACCAGCGUCGAAAUCUCACGAAGACAAUAUGUCAAAUAUGAAUCAAACAAGUACCUCGACAAUAUGAACGAAUCCUUCUUCAAGCCUCGUGGCCUCUAUGCGCUGGUUAUGGCCUACAAACCCGAAUCCGACGACCUCGUCCAGACCGCCGACAUGAGCACCAAUGUCCUGACAUCCAUUGCGGCCCGCGACUCGCGCAAAGGCAGUCGCUUCGCCAACCACUCGGGAGCAACCAGGGAGAUUGAGAUCCCCGAGUCCGCGCCAUUGAUUUUCCCGGGCCUCGACGCCCUGCCCGAGGGCGAGAAGGAAAACGCUUUCAAGCGGACCGGGCACCGGCUCGGAGACUAUUUUGAUCGUCGCGCCCAGGCCAAAUUCGAAGCCUCCAAUCCCAACUCAAAGUUGAACAUCCACCAAGAGAGACACUUCGCCUCUCGGUUCAGCGACCCGAACCAUCCCGCCAACAGCGGCAGCCUGGUGGCUUUGGUCAGUGGCGGCGCCAUCGACACGAGGGAGCAGGAUCGCGCGAAGAAGGAGCGGAGAGCGAUGAAGCGACAACGGAAGGAUAUGAGACGCGUGUCACGCGGUCGUGAGCCCCGAUGGGAUGCUACUGGGAUGAACAAACGAGCGCCGCAGGGUGGCAUCAAAGGAAUGAUGAAAUCGGACAUUCUGUACCUGAUGAUUGUGAACUAUCCGAGCGAGUCGGAGUUGAAAGAGGCUGCACAGGCUUUGGAAAUGCUGGAGCAGCGGAAGAAGCAGUUCUGAUGGCCGUAAUUUCAAGAUGCUGUUGAGAACGGCGUUUGGAGCUUUUUGAGGGUGCAGAAGGUCUUACCCACGGCAGUCACUGACUAGAAAUCAAUGCUUCAGACGUCAGACACUAGGAAUGGUCCCAUAAGCCUACUUAAUCUCGAGUCAUCAGCGGAAUGCAGCUUUUAUAUCCA
This is a messenger RNA of Exophiala xenobiotica, 1684 nucleotides long. RefSeq lists its product as uncharacterized. NCBI's taxonomy places the organism in Eukaryota, Fungi, Ascomycota, Eurotiomycetes, Chaetothyriales, Herpotrichiellaceae. The transcript is spliced from 3 exons. The record is from RefSeq and is a predicted model, not a curated record. The coding region runs from base 156 to 1508 and encodes 450 amino acids.